Tremella mesenterica DSM 1558 is the source of this 471-nucleotide messenger RNA. RefSeq lists its product as uncharacterized. Bases 1 to 471 code for a protein of 156 amino acids. The record is from RefSeq and is a predicted model, not a curated record. The transcript is spliced from 3 exons. NCBI's taxonomy places the organism in Eukaryota, Fungi, Basidiomycota, Tremellomycetes, Tremellales, Tremellaceae.
AUGUGGGAUGAAUCACGCUUCUCACUUCCCCCUCAGUUCCCUUCUGCCGGUCGCUGCUGCUGCACUGUAUCAAAGCUCAAUGACUGCCUCAGUGAAGACUUUGCCAAUUCGGACAGUUCACUCACAGCUUUUCCCACUGCUCAAGCUGUCCUCAUUACCAAGACUGCUACGGACGUCCACACCUUCCGGACCUAUCAGACGUUUCGAGCUUUCGAGAACUUGCACGCCUUGCCACUUCUACAGGCCGUUGAGAACCGAGAGAAUGUUUGUGUCCGGAAGACCGUCAAUGUCGAUGUCGGAGCUGUUCAGAUGGUUUGGUGUGCAGAAACUGGAAGAGUUGCAGAAGAGAUCAAAGGUGUUCGAAAGACCGGAGGAAUCGGGCAGGCAGGCGUUCAAGUCGGAGGGCCGGAGCGGUGGGAAAGGGGUGAGAGGAUGUACGCUGGAAAGGCUGGGGAGGUUGGAGAAGCGUAA